Molecule: messenger RNA, 151 nt
Organism: Racocetra fulgida
Lineage: Eukaryota; Fungi; Glomeromycota; Glomeromycetes; Diversisporales; Gigasporaceae
Source: the annotation of a GenBank genome assembly
GCUAAUCAGAUACCAUUUACAUCACAUGAAGAAAAGAUAAUUGUGGAAUCGCAUUCUAAAGGAGAAAAAUGGUCAAAAAUUGCUUUAAAACUUGGUAAUGGACGAACAUCCAAUGAUAUUAAAAACGCAUUUAACCAAAGACUUAGCAAGC